AUGGGAGGCGAAGCGGCUCGGGCGACGCUAGCUGGCCGCGCCAAUUCGCUUCUCUUUGCGCCGCGGCGGGCGCCGCAGGUGCGAUCGCGCUGCUCGCUCUUUCCGCGCGCAGCUUCUGGGCAGCACGGCGGAGACCGAAUCCAACGACGAGUGGCGGCCAGACGGUUGGGCCGUGCGGGCGAGGCGGGAUUCGGCGUGCGCGGUGGGGGUGCUGUUCGCGGCCGCGCCCCGUUCUACCGAUUCAAGACGACCCUCCCGCGCUGCGCCACGUCAGCAGCCAAAAAAAAAACUAUUCGGGUGCAUCAACCAGCGCUCCUCUACUCCCUCCUGCUCCGCCCGCCUCCUGCCUGCCCGCUUCUCCGCCACCGCACCACCACCACGCUCACCGGCAUCCCGCUCAGGCCUUCCUCCGCCGGUGCCCCCGCUCUCUCCAUCCGCGCACUGCCUGCUCUCUCUGCUGGCCCGCCUGCACGGCCCGGGUUUGCCUCUGCUGAAGGGAUGAGAUGGCGGCAGGGGAAGGGCGGAGGGGAGGGGGUGGAGGGGCAGGCGCUGCAAGGGGGAGAGGUCUUGGGAAGCGGCGCAUAUGGGGGGUUCGGGGGGCCAGGGGGGAGUGGAAUGGGCGUGGGGGGCGUGGAGGGGAGGAGGAGAGCGCCCAGCGCAGCUGAGGUGUUCUUUGACUGGCAGGUGAGCGGGGCGGCAGGUGAGCGGCGGCAGGUGAGCGGGCGGCAGGUGAGCGGGCGGCAGGUGAGCGGGCGCAGCUGCUGUCCCUCCCCCUUUCCUCUCCGCCAUGCUCGACCCGUGAACCCCCGACUCUCCGAUCCACUUCCUCCAUACCCCUCCACGUCUCUCCCCGCACACCUGCUGUGUGUCAUGAGCAUGCGCGCGCUGGCAGCGCUGACAGCAGCGUCGCGGGGGGGAGGACCGCAUGGGCGUGGCGCAGAUGGCGGGCGCCAACGCCGCGGCGCUUUCCGCGCUGCUCUCUGCACUGCUCGCCCUUGA
Molecule: messenger RNA, 999 nt
Organism: Closterium sp. Naga37s-1
Lineage: Eukaryota; Viridiplantae; Streptophyta; Zygnematophyceae; Desmidiales; Closteriaceae
Source: the annotation of a GenBank genome assembly